AGCAGCGGGCCGGAGUUCCAAACUUUCGCGAGUUAAGUGAAAUGUAAACAAAGCCUUUCGUGUAUCGCCGCGGGUAGUUGCGAGUCCAUCUUCCGGAGGAUCAACUCGGCUUCCCGUAGAGUCCUCAAAGGAAAUAAAACUGGCCACGAUGACCACUGCUCCGCCAACAGCCGAGCGAGAGUUCGUCUGGUGCGCUACGUACGCCAAGCGAGAUUUUAAAGUACAGCGCGCGAUCCGCAUUCCCAACGAGCUUCCAUUGAAAGAGAUCGUCUUCCGAGUGAUGCAGGAAGAUAAGCUGCCCUGCUACGUCGAAGACGAUUUGACGAAGAGCCUGGGCGACUUCGUCUCUCGAGAGACCGAGCUCUUCUACGACGACGCAGCGACGGAAGCGAUCGAGAAGUUCCGCAAGGAAGGAGACGUCACGACGUUGGCGGAGCGUUGGGCUCGUGCAUAUAGGGAGGAACACCUGUGCUACGCGACCCCCGAAGAGGAGACGCCGGAGAGCAAGUUCCCCACGAUGUACCACACGCUCAUACACUCACCAGCGCUGGACACCAUGCUCAACCUGGAGCACAGCUACGCACUGGCCGUUGGCGACAUGGUGCGAGAACGCAAUCAAACCCUGAGCCACUUGCAGAAGAGGCAAACGCAAGAAAUGGAACGCUGCGUGCAACAAGUUGGGCUUGGCCUCACUGACCGUGACAUUAAUGACAUCGCGGCAAGGCACUUUGAAGAAACUCAAAGAGUAUCUGACCAGUGGGACAGCCGCAUAGACUCUCUGAAGCAGACCCAGAAGAAGGAGUUCCACGAGUGGGUCCGCACCGUCUACGAGGACUAUAUCGUUUCUAAGGGUGGUCGUGGGUUCGGGGAACGCAUGCGAGCAGCGUCGAAGUCGUUGGCGGGGCACGACGUGCAGAACUGGACGCCACCUCCUCCCCGUCCCUCUGAGAGUUUCACCAUUCACUUGGGCUCUCAGCUGAAGGUGAUGCACAACCUCAGACUGCUGUCGGCAAACAUCCUCGACCUCUGCCGGCACAUCACGUACGGCAUGGGUGUUCCAGCACCUCAGAGGUUGCAGAUGGCCAUGUCGCUAUACUCCAACAGCCUGUCCGGCAUUGUCCUGCUUGUUGACAACCGGAUCAACUCUUACGUCGGCAUCAAGAGAGAAUUUGCAGCCAUUUGCCACGAAUCGACGGAGCUGCACUUUCCGGACUUGGACGAACAGCUGGAGACCAUUCGAGCCAAGGCCCGCGAGGCGAGCGAGGUCCGGGCUGCAGCCAGUCUGUCCGGGUCGGACGGCAGUUCCAGCCAUUCCAGCCGUCGUUCUAGCUUUUCAGGACAGGACACAUCAGGUUCAGGCCCGAGCCCGACGUUGCAGACGGGUGAUUUCUACGUCACGCGCCAUUCGAACCUGUCCGAGGCACAUGUUGUGUUCCACGUCGUCAGCGAUGACUCGUUACGGCUGCCGGACAUCAGCUCGCGGCACCCCAUCAUCCUGGGGUUGCGCAACGUGCUCCGGGUGGCACACGAGCGUGACAUCUGCAACGUGACUCUGCCAUUGCUGCUCGUCCAUGAACUGUCUGAAGAAAUGACGAUCCCUUGGUGCUUGAAGCGGGCCGAGCUGGUGUUCAAGUGCAUAAAGGGCUUCAUGAUUGAGAUGGCUUCGCUGGUUGGUGAAGAAACGCGGACAGUCCAGUUCCUCGUACCUCAGGGCAUUUCGGAAGACCUCUUUGCCAGCCUUUCCGGAAUGCUGUCCACAAUCUUCCGAGUAUCCAACCCGCUCGUUCUCAAGUGACGCAUUUCGGCGACGUAUGCGUGCCUCGAAGAUCACGAGAGAAAG
This is a messenger RNA of Rhipicephalus sanguineus (brown dog tick), 1840 nucleotides long. RefSeq names its product protein C12orf4 homolog. The transcript is spliced from 12 exons. Gene Ontology annotation, cellular component: cytoplasm. Lineage: Eukaryota; Metazoa; Arthropoda; Arachnida; Ixodida; Ixodidae. The coding region runs from base 149 to 1795 and encodes 548 amino acids. The record is from RefSeq and is a predicted model, not a curated record.